Molecule: messenger RNA, 909 nt
Organism: Thecamonas trahens ATCC 50062
Lineage: Eukaryota; Apusomonadida; Apusomonadidae
Exons: 2
Coding region: 1-909 (302 amino acids)
Source: RefSeq, a predicted model, not a curated record
AUGGGUGCGCGCGAGUCACGGACGCCAACGCCUCCGGAGAAUGUGCAGAUGUCACUGCGCAUUACCAACAACCUUGUCGAGGCCCUGCUGAACGCAGAGGGCGUGGCCGUGCCGGGUGGCGGCGUCGGCCGGGCGCGUCAGCAGCAGCAGGCCACGGCAGCCAAGGCCUCUGGAGCCAGUGGAGGCGGACCGAGGGCUUCCAGCAACAGCAACAGCAGCAGCAGCAGCAGCAGCAGCAGCCAGGGCAGUGCCAAGGGAGAUGGGCAGGCGUCGAGCAAGAGCGCGAGCCAGGCUGCCGGGGCUGGUGGGAAGUCAGGCGGCUUUGCUGCCGGCUUUGCGGCCGGGGCCGGGUCGGGUGCUGCAGCAGCCGACGGCGCACGUGCCCGGGCCGAGCCGGGGCCGGACUUUGGCGGACACGCGUCAGUGCCGCGGGCACGGUACAUGCAGGCUUCGCUGCCGUACGAGAGCACCGAGGUCCUGCUCCGCCAGCUAAGCGACGUCAAGGAGGAGCACGAGCAGCUGCGGAAGCAGCUGGCGGACGCCGCCGAGGCAGCCGCUGCCGGCAAGGUACAGUCGGCGGACGCAGCUCGCAAGCGUGCCGAGGCCGAAGCUAAACGCUUGCGGACCCGCCACGAGUCGGAACGGGCCCGCCAGGACGCCGAGCUGCGCAAGGUCUCGGCAUCGUCGGCCGCCGCCGCGUCGGCCGAGGUCGACGCCAUGGCCGCGCUCGAGGCCCAGCUGCAGCGCUGGCAGGGUGUCGACUCACUUGAUGCCCGCGACUUUAAGAACUCGCGUUGUCCCGACGCCCGCAAGGCGCUUGUGGACUGCUACCGUGCCGCAGGCCACGACGUCCUCGCCUGUGCCGCCGAAGUCGAGGCCUUCCGCAAGUGCGCCGCCACUCACGCAUAA